AUGGCGUCUUCCCGGAAUGAGAAUGGGGAGCCUGGCCAGGUGGUCAAGCAGACGAUCGGCAAGCACGACGCAGGAUAUAAUCUCUCUCUUGGCUUGAACUACGGCCAUGCGGCUGGGUCGCCGCACCUGGUGCGCUUUGUGACCGAGCACGUCGAGCUCGUACAUAACCCUCCCUAUGCGGACUGGGGUACGGUCCUCACGGCGGGAUCGACGUCAGCGUUGGAGAUUGCGUUGCGCGUUUUCUGUAACCGAGGAGAUACGGUCUUGAUGGAGCGGUAUACAUAUCCUGGAGCGGUCGAAGUGGCCGGUUUGGUAGGUGCUCGGGUUCAAGGUGUGGAUAUGGAUGCGGAGGCGUUGAGUCCGGAUCAUCUGCGAGAGGUUUUGCGGACUUGGGACGAGGAGGCGCGGGGACCAAGGCCGACGGUCUUGUAUACGGUUCCGUCGGGGCAGAAUCCGACGGGCGUGACGCAGUCGGUGGAGAGAAGGCGGGCGAUCUAUCAGAUUGCUGAGGAAUAUGAUCUGGUCCUUAUCGAGGAUGAUCCGUAUUAUUUUCUCAGCCUGGGUGACUGCCCCGGACGGCUACAAAAUGACAUUGGUGCGGACGGCAUUCCGUCUUAUCUGUCUCUCGACCGAGCAGGCCGCGUUGUUCGACUUGACUCUGCAUCUAAGAUUCUCGCUCCGGGGCUGCGCGCUGGUUGGGUGACGGCGAGUAGUCUGGUGAUCGAUAAGUUCCUGGCCUACCACGAGGUGAGCACCGUUGCGGUGAGCGGCCCGACCCAAUUGAUGCUUGGAAAGCUCUUGGAUGAAACAUGGGGUCACCAGGGGUUCUUUUCCUGGCUUGAUCGUCUCUCCCUCAGCUAUCGUUCCCGCCGAGACAGUCUGCUGGAGGCCUGUGGUCGAUACUCACCGAAGGAAAUCUGUGACUGGGUGCCGCCGGAGUAUGGUAUGUUCCUCUGGAUUAAGUUGGAUUGGAAAGAGCACCCCCAGUUCCAGGGUCAGACUGAAUUCCAGGAUGUGGAGCCAAAGCUUGGGGGAAUAGAGGACCGAAUACUGAGCUCUGCGCUCAAGAAUGGAGCACAAGUCACCAAAGGGUCUCUCUUUCAGUGCAGCAAGAUCCUAGCGGAUGAACUGCACUUUCGACUGACCUUUGCGGCCGCCCUUGAAGAUGAUUUGGCUGAGGGUGUGAGAAUAUUUGCUAAUGCUCUGGUAGACGAGUUUCGCUAG
Aspergillus melleus is the source of this 1224-nucleotide messenger RNA. Its product is annotated as aminotransferase-like domain-containing protein. Gene Ontology annotation, biological process: L-tyrosine biosynthetic process; aromatic amino acid catabolic process. The transcript has a single exon. The coding region runs from base 1 to 1224 and encodes 407 amino acids. Lineage: Eukaryota; Fungi; Ascomycota; Eurotiomycetes; Eurotiales; Aspergillaceae. The record is from RefSeq and is a predicted model, not a curated record. Gene Ontology annotation, molecular function: aromatic-amino-acid:2-oxoglutarate transaminase activity; pyridoxal phosphate binding; L-2-aminoadipate:2-oxoglutarate transaminase activity.